AUGCCAAAGAACCAGAAACUGCUUUAUGUAUCAAAAGCAAAUGUUGUAUAUGGUCCACAAAGUGGAAAACCUGUGGGCAAAGGCAUCAACCACAGCACAGGUGAACAAAUGUUCACCUGUGGUCAGCAGAAGAGCAUAGAAUGUGCACUACCCAUGGCACCUGCCUUCAGUCCAGCCUAUUUUUCUCAGAGAAAACUGAGCAAAUUUCGUGCUGAAGAGGGUCAGCCAUCUUCUGGAAACAGUAUUACGCUUGGUGGUGAAAGCAAGACAGACAAGACUGCCAAUUUGAAGGAAAAAAAAGAAGCUAUCCCUGCAAUUUAUGGGACUAGAGUGCCACUAAGCACCUUCUCUCACCAGAAGAUAAGCUUGCCACAGGAGGUGAGAUCAAGUGCAGAUAUCCUUUAUGUGAAGAAUGCGCUGCAGCCAGAUACUCGGCGGAUAACGGAUCGGAGGCCACUCCUGAAAUUCAUCUCUUUGGAAGAGAUGAUUUUUCCAAGCUACAUACCAAUAGUAUUUUUGUUAAAAAUGUUUUGCAUCUUUCAGCUCAAUUCAAACAGCAGCAAACAAGGGCAAUUCCAUUCCCGGAACAAUGUACCUAAACAAGGCAAUAAUUCUGUCAGCAGAGACUUCAGUAAACCUUGUGCAGAAAUGCCAUCUACCUCCAGUGAUGUUCCUAGAAACGUAAUCCAUACUAAUCCACUGGUACAAUCUUUUUUGAAGAGACAUCACCCUGUUUCUUAUCCAGGAACUAAGAAGACCGCAUCAGAGAAAAAGUGCAGAGAUGGCGAUGGGGACUUUCCCAAAAGGACAAAGGAAGCUACUACUACUGAUUCUUCUCCUGCUAGAAAUAGUAGUGGGGAUGACGUGCAUUUGGCAAACAAAUGGAAAGUGAAAAAAAGAAAUGAUAAUGUAGAAAGAAAGCUUUUAGCAGAAGAAAAGGCAGCAGCUGAGACUAAGGGAAGAAAUAAAGCUCUGCUGGAAAAGUUAAAAAAUGUAAAUCUUAACUUAAAACCGGACCCUUUUGAGCACCAGGAAGAUGAUGUUCCCUCUUCUUCUGCUGAGAAUGACACGUUUCCAUAUCCUGAUUUUCUUCCUUCACCCUACAAUAAUUUGAAUUUAAAAAAAUUGUCCUUGUCCAAGUCAGAUGAUUGGAAAUCAUCUAUAAAGCCACCACUUAAUGCCUCGCUCAAUAAACUAGUUUCACGUCUUGUGCAGAUGGAAAGGUUACAGCACGCAACUAUCUUAAGAGAAAGGGCAAGCGAAGCUACUUGUCCUGCUGUGGCUGCUAACAAUCGUACUAUUUUGACAAAAGAAGUACCCCAAUCAAAACAGCCAAGGCCACUUGAUUGUUGUCAAGUAAAGCGUGAUGGAGAUACUCACAAUUCUAGCUGUGGUGGGCAACAAACAGACGUGCCAAAAUGCCAACAGAGCCAUAACCACAAAAAUCCUGCACCCUCUAUGCAUUCAUCCUCAACGAUGACCCGAGCAUCUUGCAGCAAUGUUAAGUCCAACAAAACUCCAGCAGUUUUAAGCUCCACAAACGUAGCUGCACGACCAUCUCUCUCAUGCUCUGGAAGCUCAUCCAAAAUCUGCCCAGAUGUGACACUGAAUUCUACAAAUGUAGACUCAUCAAGCACAACCGCAGCUUGUUCCUUACCUGACAGUGAAAGUUCAAAGAAUAAACAAACAAAGACAAAAAAGAAAGACCUUAAAAAAAGGGGGUCUUUAACAAGUAGACCCUCCCAAUCUCAGAAAUUAAAAUCUGUCUCUCUCAAUUCAAAGCAGAAGUCCUCCAGUGUUGAUCCUCAGUGA
Candoia aspera is the source of this 1812-nucleotide messenger RNA. RefSeq names its product protein FAM217A-like. NCBI's taxonomy places the organism in Eukaryota, Metazoa, Chordata, Lepidosauria, Squamata, Candoiidae. The record is from RefSeq and is a predicted model, not a curated record. Bases 1 to 1812 code for a protein of 603 amino acids. The transcript has 5 exons.